Molecule: messenger RNA, 1408 nt
Organism: Pelobates cultripes (western spadefoot toad)
Lineage: Eukaryota; Metazoa; Chordata; Amphibia; Anura; Pelobatidae
Source: the annotation of a GenBank genome assembly
AUGGACAGGCAAGUAUGUCUCCUGGCUGGGACGAAUUGCAGCGACAAAAAUUAUACUUUUACCCAAACUCCAGUACCUAUUCCGUACGUUACACAUCCAACUCCCACACACUUUCCUCCGGGAAACACAGACCCUCCUAAACACAUUCAUAUGGAACAAGAAAAAAGCGAGGGUGGCGGCAUCCGCGCUACACAAACCCUUCAGGCAAGGGGGUCUGGGGAUCCCACACCUAAACGCGGAUUACUCGGCAUCAAUUCUCAGCCCACUAAUCACAGCAUUCCAUCAGGACCCCCGGCCAGAAUGGCUCGUCAUUGAGUCCACUUACACAGAAGGACACGAUAUAACCACACUGGCAUGGAUACCGCACUCCCACAGACCCAAAUACAAAACUAUGCUACCAACAACUAGGUUAUCCUUGUCCAUAUGGGAUAAACACCAAACCAAAUCCUGGCCGUCAGCGCACCCGUCGCCGGCUAUGAAGCUACAGGCCCUUACAACACUCAUACCCUACUUUAAUGCAAAAAUGUGGACCUCCCAUGGCGUGACAUACCUCCACCAGUUACUCGAUAAAGGCAACCUGAUCUCGUUUGUGCGCCUACAAACCGAAUAUCAAGUACCGCAGUCACUACUUUUUUCUCACAUGCAGAUAAAAUCAUGGUUCCACAAAUACCGUCCCCCAAAGGCCCAACCUGAACAAUCCAUGCAACUGUCCACUGCUGAACAAAUGUGUCUGCAAACCAAACCGCCAACCAAACCUAUGUCUCAAUUAUACCACGAAAUCAUCCGCAAGGCAUAUCUCACAAAACCCUCGUUUAUCGCAGCCUGGGAACUAGACCUAAAUAUGAAACUAACCGACACACAGUGGCUCCACAUAUUCUCAGCUAAUAAACAUUUAACGAUGUGUGCCUCACACGUAGAAAUAUCCAGGAAGAUAAUAUAUCGAUGGCACAUUGUCCCAACCAAGUUAAAACACAUAAACACCCAGUCCACAGGUAAAUUUUGGAGAUGUAUGGACCAACCAGGAACCACAUACCACAUCUGGUGGUCAUGCCCAAAAAUUGUACUGUUUUGGGAACAAAUCUCCAAACUGAUAAAAACCACCACAAAGGUAGUUAUGCCGCCUCAGCCUGUACUAUACCUACUACAACUGUUCCCUCCCAACAUAGUAAAAUCUGUUAAAUAUCUCACGUACCAUAUCCUGAUAGCGGCGCUACAACUAAUAGGUAGGAACUGGUUGUCGGUACACACCCCGCAACUGUCAGCAUGCAUCAAAAUCAUAGAAUCAACCAAACGGUAUAAAACCAUAGCCAGGAAAACGAGACCUGCAAAAAAAUUUUGGGUAGCGGCCUGGGAGAUGUGGGAUACAUACAUAGUCGAGUCACCCCCAAACAGUAAUAAACAUGAGUGA